This is a messenger RNA of Mobula hypostoma (lesser devil ray), 8256 nucleotides long. It is a transcript of the gene golga3, whose product is annotated as golgin A3. NCBI's taxonomy places the organism in Eukaryota, Metazoa, Chordata, Chondrichthyes, Myliobatiformes, Myliobatidae. The transcript is spliced from 24 exons. The record is from RefSeq and is a predicted model, not a curated record. Bases 297 to 4973 code for a protein of 1558 amino acids.
UGAGGCUCGUGGGGCCGGGGGGAAGCAAGAUGCUGACGGAGUAAACAAGCCACGUAUGGCCGGCGGGCUGUCUCUCCCGGGCCUCACGUGCCUGUAAUUUCUUGGUCUCGGGUUGUGACGGACAGGCCCGCUCUUUGACGUGUUGGGAGUUUGCCAAGUGCCGCGACUUUGGGCUGGCGUCAUGCUGCUGCGUUUCAGAUGUCACACAACCUCCGGAGUGACUCACCGAGCUGAAGGCAUUUGAAUGGCAAGAAGCAACCCCGUGACGUGUCAUUGUGUGUUGCGGUGAAUGUAAGAUGAUGGAAGCUACGUCUAACACACAGGAUGUCUUGCUGGUUAACUCAUCGUAUGCCACGGCCGCUGAGAGCAAAGAGGAUAUUGCUGAUGAUGCAGCUGACUCUGGGCGGUCCAUCAUGGGAGUUGAUAUAAAUGGUGCCUGUGUGAACAGUACUGGUAAUGUGCCAAACAGUGAACCAGCAGUGGACAACAGCAAUGUCACAGGCAAACACGAGGGCAAGAUUCACCAGCAUCAUGCUUCCAGUGUUAAAAGUGCUGUUGGUGAAGGAGAUGGCUGUCUGAUUGGAUCCAAGUCCGUUUCCAGGCCCACUGGGCCUUCCGGCAUUCCCCAGUUUGUCUCUGACUCACCGGAAAGCCUGUCACCAAAGUGCAGAUCAGAUGAGAGGAACGAUCCUUCCCCAGGUGUGGAUGGUUUCCAUGGCAACUUAAGGAAGUCUCAGGGAACUAAAUCUGAGAUGUUUGUUCAAAAAAGUGAAGCUUUGCAGUCGCUCAUUCUAAGUCUUCCUAUGCAAGAAACCGAUUUGCGUACUGUGGACCCAUCCUUGAAAGAGCAGAAUGAAGAACAAAUACGGUCAAAGGCUCAACGCCAUCUUGAUGAGCAACUCAAACAGUACAGAGUCCAAAGACACCAGCAAAGAUCAAAACAGUCAACACCAAAAAAUCAACGCUGCAGUACUUUGGACCCAGAGCUGAUGUUCCACCCGGAUGUCCUUCCCCGUGCCAGUACCCUUGCAUUGACUAAAGAAUACACUUUCUUGAGGACCAGCGUUCCCCGCGGACCCAAAGUUGGUAGUCUUGGAAUUCCGAACGUUUCCAAAGUUGAAAAGGGUUCAAAGGGUUCAAAAUCCAGCAAAAUAAGGUCCCUUGCGGAUUACAGAACUCCGAAUUCAGAUGCCGGAAGUAGCAUUGGAAGGUCUUCCAGUGCUGAAGCAUUAGGAUCCCUGAAAGAAAGUCGGACUGGAUCGUCUACCUCGGUCAUAUCUGAAAUAGGCUUUACAUCAGAAAAUGAUAAAUUGGAGACUUCAUUGCAUAUGGAGGACACCAGCUCCGAGAAUGACACCAUAGAGUUUGCAGCAAGGCAAGACGAGAAUGAAAGCGACAGCUCUUCAUAUAGCAGUAUAUCUACUACUGGCAUCUAUGGGGCCAUGUCCUCACUGGAUGCUGGGCAUAAAACCACAUACACCGUUGACGGACAAGAAAUGUCACCUGAUGACAUGGGGCACUUCCCUUCCAUCGGGGAGGUGCUGGAGGCAGCCGCGGCCACCACAGCGGGACUUCGAACCGAGCUGCAGGAAGUGAAUGGGGCAGUGCGGAGCCGAAGGGACAGUUUAUCCAGCAGUGUUUCCAUGGAAAGCUCCGUGCUGGAAUCCCACGAGGACCUCAUGCAGAUUCUUAAAGAAAAAAUGCGUCUUGAGGGUCAGUUGGAAGCUCUCUCCACUGAAGCUAAUGAGGGUUUGAAGGAGAAGACUGAACUGCAGGCUCAGUUAGCAGCCUUAAAUGCACAACUGCAGGCGCAGGAUGAGCAGAAGGUACUUAGUGAACAAAGGCAAAGCACGUUGACCUCAGAAGUGAGCACCUUGCGCCAGACGUGCUCCAGUCUAGAACAGGCCAUGACUGAGCUUCAGAGCAACCUCGAGACCAAGAACGCCAGCUUAGCUGGGCUAAACAACGAUCUCCAGGUGGCCGAGGAGCAGUACCAGAGGCUGCUGGGGAAAGUUGAGGAAAUGCAGCAGGCGAUAUUGAGCAGAGAUAACUCGGUUCAAGCUGCUCGGCAGCAGAUGGCAGUUCUUCAGAGCCAGCUUCAGCAAGUGCAGUUGGAUCGUUCCACACUGACGAGCCAGCUCAAGGCUUCCCAGUCUGAAGUAACUUCUCUGCAGCAGGUCAGGCAGUGGUACCAGCAGCAGCUGACAGUGGCACAAGAGGCAAGGGUGCGGUUACAGAGUGAAAUGGCCAGUGUGCAGGCUGGUCACAUGACUCAAACAGCAAUGCUGGAACAUCUGAAAAUAGAGAAUGUAUCUUUGUCCCAACAACUUACAGACACUCAGCAGAGAUCCAUCAAGGAGAAGGAGCGCAUUGCAAUCCAUCUGCAAAAUAUCGAGGUUGACAUGUUGGACCAGGAAAAGGCUUUUCAUCAGAUCCAGGAAGCAAAGGCAAUGGUGGAAGAUGAUUUGUCAAGGAAACUUGAGGAGUUUGAGGAAGAGCGUGAACAUCUUCAGAAAUUGGCUAAUUCUGCUUCAGCUUUGGAACGGGAUCUUGAGGAGGUUAAGUUAACCUUACAUCAGCGCGAACUCCAGUUAGAAGCUCUGCAACAGGAACAAAUGGAGCUUCUAAAGCAGCUCACCAGCUCCCAGGAGGCUUUACACACCAAAGACCAGUCCAUGAAUGAACUGCAGGCCCGUUACGAUGAACUGGAGGCCCGCCUCACAGAGAUUCAAACUGAAACAAAUGCCAAAGAAGAUACCAUCCAGUACUUGCAAAACGAGAAGAUUGUCCUGGAAGUGGCCUUACAAGCCGGAAAGAUGGAUAAAGGUGCGCUGGAGGAAGGAGCUAAACGGCUUGAGGAGGGAACUGAAGUGGUGUCUGAAGUUCUAGAACAACUUCGUCAGGAAAUUGCUGUCAAGACCGGGCAGGUGGAAAAUAUGCAACAAGAGAAUGCUACCUUUAAGAAACAGACUCAGAAACUGAAGGACCAGCUCGUUCAACAGAAGGUGAUGGUGGAGGCAUAUCGGCGCGACGCAAACGCAAAAGAUCAACUCAUAAGUGAGUUGAAAUCAGCGAAAAAGAAGCUGGAGUCGGCAGUGAAAGAGUUGAAGCAAGAAAUUGUCGCACUGCAAACGGAUAAGAAAUCCUCUCAGAAUGAACAUGUGCGGUUGCAGAAGGAAAUUUCUCGUGUCCACCAACAAAUGACCGAUCUGGAAAGCCAACUUCAGUCAGCACAGGAAGAGCGUGAUGAAUUGAACACAGAGCUUCAGUCGUUGCAGUUUGACAGGAGCCAGCUAAUGUCGCUCUCCCAGGAGAAUGAAGAGCUUAAGAAGCAAGUGGAGGAGAUGCAAGAAGAAACUAAAAAGGGUAUCUCUGAACAGAAGAACCGAAUGAAGAAACUUGGCACAGAUCUCACCACUGCACAGAAAGAAAUGAAAGCCAAGCACAAAGCUUACGAAAACGCUGUUGGCAUUUUGAGCCGUCGUCUUCAGGAGGCCCUUUCAGCAAAGGAGUCUGCUGAGGCAGAGCUCAGCAAGCUGAAAGAUCAGGUCAUAGAGGAUGGGGGCAGUAAUUUUCUGCAAGAGCAGAUCCAGGCUUUGCAACUGGAGCUGCAGGCAGUGAACCACAGCAAAUCCAUGCUCGAGAAGGAACUGCAGGAGGUGAUCUCCCUCACCAGUCAAGAAUUGGAGGAUUACCGAGAAAAGGUUUUGGAGCUGGAAGAUGAGCUUCAGGAGUCGAGAGGUUUUAGGAAGAAGAUCAGACGGUUGGAAGAAGCCAAUAAGAAAUUGACUCUAGACUUGGAGCACGAACGAGGGAAGCUGGUUGGCCUGAAUCAAUCCCAUGCUGCACUGAAAGAGCACACCAACAUCUUGGAGACUGCCCUGUCCAAGAGAGAAGCAGAUCUAGUGCAGCUUAACCUACAGGUACAAGCGGUUCUAAAGCGAAAGGAAGAGGAGGACCAGCAGAUGAAGCAAUUAAUACAAGCCUUGCAGAUUGCACUGGAAAAGGAGAAAGAGCAUGUCAAUGAACUGAAGCAGCAGGUUUCUGCAAAUAAAGCUGAGGCUGGACAUAAUCGUCGUCACUACAGAGCAGCUGCCCUGGAACUUAGUGAGGUGAAAAAGGAACUGCAAGCCAAAGAGCAACUGGUAGAAGCUCUGCAGGCAGAAGCUGAUAAACUCCAAGCCCAGGAUAAGGAGCAGUCUCAGGAAGUGGCUCGUUUCCAGGAGGAAUUGGCGGCAGCUCAUUCUCAGCUGAAAAUACUGCAAAGUCAGCUGAAUGAGCAGCUCCACAAACCGGCUGCUGUCAACCAGGAGGUGGAAGACGUGAAGUGGGAAGUUGAACAGAAGGAAAGAGAGCUCCAAGCCUUAAGGCAGCAAAUCUCAAUGACUGAGCAGCGAAGUCAGAAAGAGCUGGAAGGACUUCAGGAAGCCUUGCAGAGUAUUAAAAUGAAUCUGGAGGAACUGCAGGAGGAACUUUCAGCAACCCGCAAGGAUAAGUUCAUGCUCCAAACUAAGGUGAUGGAACUAAGAAACAGCAUGAAGACGUUACUACAGCAAAACCAACAGCUAAAGAUGGACCUCAAGCAGAGAAAAACACGCAAGCGAGUGGAAUUGAAAGGAGAUGCUGUUUCAUCAAAUCCUGUAACUCCAGUAAAGAUCCCUGAUUGCCCUGUACCUGCUGCCCUCCUUGAGGAAUUACUCAGGCCACCAACAGCUGUGAGUAAAGAGCCUCUGAACAAUCUACACAGUUGUUUAAAGCAACUCAGGCAAGAGAUGGACAGUUUACAGCGACAAAUGGAGGAGCACACGGUAACUGUGCAUCAGUCAAUGUCAUCAUGGACGCAGAUCGAAGGGCAGUUGAUGGAACUGACUGCAGACGGCCCUGUUACAACAGCAGAACAGUCAAGCAUUAAUCUAGCAACUGACCUGAGCAAUAGUGCAAAUAGUGACCACAUGGAUGGGAGCACUCAAUAGGGAACAAUUUCUGUACUGCCACACUCGGCAAUGCUGAUGAGUACGAAGCUUUUCCAUUCCUCCUUGAGAUUCAUUUACAUUCUGAUUUUGCUUGCCAAUCCAUCGGCAAGUAGUUAAGGAUCCCCUUUACACCAUCCUUUCAUGGCUUCACACCUGUAGUUUAAACCAACAGGCCUUGUGUGGUUUUUAUUGGCUACAGGGGCCUUACUAAGAGAAGGGGAAGAAGAGAUGGGGAGAGAUUAGCUUUAUUUAUCUUUGUGGAGGCAAGUCCAUCAUCGGCCAUGAAAUGGUAUGGACUGAAAUAGGAGAUAUUCAUCUCUAAUCAUCCCAAGCCUUUGUUCAAGAUGUGGGUAAAGAGCAUGAGGUGAGAUGUCUUUUAUUCAAGAAGGGCUUAAAAGGUUAAACAUAUUGAUUCUAAUUUAUUAAAAAUUUAACUGGGUGUAACUUUUGUAUUUGAGUUCUGAAAGUUGUCAAUUUAACUUGAAGUUGGAGGUGUAUUUAAGAGUUUAAGACUUGAGCAGCAUUUUGUUGGUGCCGAAAAAAAAGUCGAAAGUUUAACUGAGAACAAUAGUGUGGUUUGUACAGUGCAUUUUCACCUGAACAUUACAAAAUCUUUUAUUUCUUGGGGGUGGUGGAGAAGUAGUUUAAAAAAAAUGUAUGUUGCACCUUUUAAUCUCCAAGUUGUGGAGCAAGCCAAUAUAACUCGAUCCAACCUCAGUGACAAGUUCUCCUUUUGAAAGUAUUGGGCUUUGCUUCUGUUAACGCACUAAUACACGGAGUCAUCUAAAUAUAGCAUUUCCAUGUUUCUUUACACAUUGGUAGAGGCUUGAAUUUCUCAAGAAAAUGUUGGGUUUGAAUCCAUACAAGGCAUCUUUGGAGUAAGGUUGGGUAAAAACUUAUGGCACACCCUGUCCCCAGGGUCACAUUUGGGCUCAGUAAAUUAGAAAUGUUGCUCAUCCUUUCUAGGUGGGACAGUUCACUGGUUGGAACAGUAUAAAAGAAACUUACUACCUGUCACCUAGGAGUAUUUGCAAGUUGGUACUUAGUCACUUAAUGCUUCAUAGCUGGCAGCCUUGAAGAGAAAUAGAUAUUAUAUAUGUAUGGACCUUGGGUUGCAGCUUUUAAAAAAAAAACUUUAUAUGUAAUACAAAAUUCCAGUCAUUUUUUGCUUUGUUAUAAAGAGAAGGCAUGAUUAUACAACUCUCAAAUAAACUUAGAAACACCUUUAUUUCUUAUCAGUAGGUAGAAGUUGAGCUGGAGUAAUGGAAAAGGCUAACCAGAGCUACUUUAACCAUAAUUAACAUUUGCUCACUACAUCGAUUAUUGUUUCUAUCAUAGUAACUUGCUGUCUGGCAAUGCUGAAAUAGUAUGCUCGGUUAACAACACUCUUCAGUUUAAUUUCAGCUUCAUAUUUUUACAUUUUGUUUUGCCUUUACUCUGGAGACCAGCUUACUGCAGACUAUCUUGUACAGUACAAAAGCACCAUAAGCAUGUCGAGGAACUCUGUGCAUUAUAUUGCUGAGGAGCAAUGUGCAAUAAACUAUUUUUUGGUAAUUGUUUUUCCUGUAUGCUUUACUUUUAUUUACUUUUUAGUUAUCGGUACAACUUAUUUUCACAAUGCAUGUGAGAUCCAGAAUAAACUUGCUCAGUCAUCUUCAGAAUUAAUUUAUAGAUAUACAGUGGAUUCCAGCUAACUGGGACACAUUGGGGCAGUAUAUAUUGUCCCAUUAAGAGGCUGCCCCAAUUAGGCAAAGUUCCAUGGAAAUAGUUAAAAGGUAGUUUGAAAAAAAGACAAGCUACCAUUUAACUGAGUAACAAUUUAUGUAUUUAAAUGAAAUGCAGAACAAAUUAGAACACUACCAAUAUCUCUACAGUAUUAAAACUGUAUUAGUUCCUAAUAGUUAUCAACAGAGGAAUUCAUCCACUGUGUGCUGCCAUGUUCUUUUGAUUGGCUGUAAAUGAGCAAAAUCUAGUGCAGAUAAUGGACUGGCUUUCAACGAUUGCAUCUUCCAAAUCUUCAUUUUCAUUGUAACAUUCAACAUGAUUGCUGAUACCUUCAAAUUGUUCAUAGUUCCUAAUUUGAAGUACAGUAGUGGAAUUGUUUCAUUUUCACUGGGCUAUUUCUGGUAUCUCCAAGCCUGAAUGCUUGAAACCGCAGUGAGCAAAACUAUUCUGAAUUGUCUUGCUUAUUUCUCACCAACUAUCAGAGACAAAAAAAUCACUGCUUUUUGAUUAGAAACACACAACUGAUGCUAUUUUAAAAACUGACUGCUGUAAUCACAGUGUGGUUUCUAAUGGCCACACAAGUGCACGUUACUGACAUUAGUUAGAAACUGUUUGGCAACAGCUUCCAUUCCCAAAUAAGCUCCAUGGUGGCCCAAGUAAAUGAAGGGAAUCCCAGCUGUUUUCUUGAUUAGUCUUUGUUCUUUAAGAGUUGUUCCAAAUACAGUAAACAGCUGUCCCAAUUAACUAAUGGUCCAAUUAACCGGAAUCCACUGUCUAUGCAGCUUUGUUUAAAGCAUAAUUGAAGCUGAAGAAUAACAUAAUUAAUUGCAUCUCCUCACUUUUAUUCCGCAAUCCCAUAAGUAACUAUAAUCUAAUAUGUCCCUUUGUGGCUAAGUGAUGUGCAGAAAAUAAUCCCUGUGCGAGGAUAAUUGAUCCAAAGGAAAUAAUUGUGAAGCAUUUAACAUCAAUUAGCAAAGGUAAAUCUUCAGCUGCUUGAAGUUGAUGCUUGAAUCCUAGACAAUUAAAAAAUAUAAAUAUAUGAAUUUAGUUUUAUUCUUCAUGUGUUUUAAAUUUUGUACUAUGGAGUAUGUUUCAAUUCAGUUAGUCGGGCCUGCAUUGGACAACAGGUGUACGGCCUUGCUGAGAUGUUGCCUUUAUAGGUUUGUUGAAUGUUACCAAAUUUGUUCUGUAAUUACUUGUCAGGAAAUUAUGGCCAUUAUGUAAAUAUUCUAAAAUAAUACAACUAUCCAGACACUGACAGGAUAUGACAACCCUAUAAAGCCUCUGGUUUAAACACAUUACUGUUUUUGUGUCUACAUGUUCUUAUUUUAAUUUAAAAUCUAUUAAAAUUAAUAUAUGUUGGACAGGAGGAAUGUCUUUCCUAUAAUUAAAUCUUUAUAAUUUAAAAAUUAUUACAGUCAACUUUGUUGACAUCACUGCACAGAUUAUUCCUCACCUCCCAGAGAAUAUGCAAUUUGUUUGAUAUUUCUUGGAAUUUGUGUUUUUUUUUUAAGAACAUUCUUUGAGUUUUUAAAAACUAUUACAUAGCUACUGCGGU